Messenger RNA from Xyrauchen texanus (razorback sucker), 4875 nucleotides. RefSeq names its product PTB domain-containing engulfment adapter protein 1-like. NCBI's taxonomy places the organism in Eukaryota, Metazoa, Chordata, Actinopteri, Cypriniformes, Catostomidae. Bases 4073 to 4669 code for a protein of 198 amino acids. The transcript has 4 exons. The record is from RefSeq and is a predicted model, not a curated record.
GCAUUCAGAACACAACCAGAUAAAUUGGGGAGACUGGGGCUAUUUGUCACAAUGGGAAGUUGUCACUCAGUUCAAAACCCUCUUAAAUUAGAAUUAGUUUUGUGAAUUCAACACUCCUGAUUUCUUGGGUCAACUGUACUGGAUAAUGAAGGCCAUUUUUAACCUAUUAUAGGUAAAGCAUAUGUUAUAAUUACUGCAUAAUGUUUGGUACUAGAACCAAACAUUUUGACUUAGUCAAGACCAUCAAAACAAACAAAAGAAAAAAUACUUUUUUAAUAUAUAAUUGUUUAACCUCUUCGUCUCUGGAGCAUUUUUGGGCUGCUGCCUGCAAUUUGUUCAUAUUGCUCACCAUUUACACAUACUUUGGACUAAUUGACAAAAAUUGGUCUGGUUUUGUUUACCUCCAAAAAGUCUUAUUUUAUUCCACUACAUGGCAUGAAGUUCUAGAAAAAUUUGUUUUCCUCUAUCACCUUCUGUCAUAAUAUGCCGAUCUGAAAUGUAGGUGGCGCUCGAAUGCACUUUAACCCUCUCAGAUGUGCUCUCCCAUAGACAUUCAAUCUAAUUUUCAGUUCAAGCACCACCAUUAUUGUUUCAACAAAUAUCAUGGCCUCUGAGUGGACUACAAGGUCAAUCUAAUGUCAUUAGAAAGCUGAGAUCCUCCCCUUUGCGAUAAAUAAAAUGUAUAACAUUUUAUUAUCAAUAAUCAAUAACAUAUAUUUCCAAUGAUUUGUUUAGCAUGCUUUUCCAGCUGGACCGCAUAUUUUUUUCUGGACAUCAAAGAUAUAAGCAAGCACACAAACAAGUAAAAAAUUGCAUCUUUUUUAGAAAACUACCUAAGGUAAAAGCUGAUAUAAAGUUUUUAGCUAUUUGGGUCUUACAGCUGCAGUGACUAAAGAGAGACUUGUAUUUGAUGUCUUACAAAUAUCAUAUUUCAUCAUAUUUCAUUCAGAUUUUAUGCUUUCAAAUGAUGACACAUAUGCCUGACUUGUGUAACCAGGGACUUUAACAUUUUAAGCAUAAACUUUGCUCCUCAGAGUUGAAGAAAUAACUAUUUAAAACAAAUUGUUCUUUCCAUUAUCUUAACGGGUCAAUUAUGGGGGUACCCUUCAAGACCCCAACAACAUCACAGUAGUCUCAAAUGAUAUAGACAAACAAACACACACAAAAAGAUAAAUAAACAAAUAAAAAUAUAAUAAUAAUCACAUAUCCAUAAAUGUCAUAUACCUGCUCCAUUUCUUAAAGAACAUGUUGUACAUACCCAUUCCUCUAAAUGCCCCUGCCUCAAAGGCCGCGACCCUUCCCAUCUCCGAGCACCACUCCUGAAAAGAGGGCGUUCCAGCCAACCUCCAGUCCAAAAUAAUCUGCCUGGCGAUCAUGAAACUGGUUAAGACCCAACACUUUAUGUGUCUACUUUCAAUGACCGCCCCAUCGCUCAAGAUACAGAGACUGGGGCAAAAUGAUACCUGAGUGCCUAACACAUCGCACACCAGAGUCUAACCAAAACCUCUGUAUCUCAGCACACCCCAAAAGACAUGGGUUAUGUCUCUGUCCUCUGAUUGGCAUCUCCAGCAGGUGGGUGUGUCUUUAAGACCAAGCCUAUACAAUUUAGAGGGGGUCCAAUAGACCUGAUGUAAAAUCUUGAAUUGUAUAAGGCAUCUCUAGAUGCAGUUUUUAUGUUUUUUUAGAAUCCUAGCCCACACUUUCUCCUCCAAUUCCAAGUUUAAAUCUUUCUACCAUAAACUCUUGAGAGUGGUUGAGGCUCCGUCCCCCAGACUCUGAAUUAACAAGGAGUAAUACAUUGAUGCUGACCUUUUCCAAAAGCAGUAAUCACCUCGACUAGAGUAUCUGCUGCUUUUGUGUGUCCAUUUCUCAAAAUGGAUACAUUUAAGCACCAGCUGUAUGAUUUCUUUUUCUCCAUAUGUGGCAACAUCUCUAAACUCACCAAGGCAUGAUCUGAGACUAAGAUGUCCAAUUGAGCAAUCAACAACAGAUGAAAUGAGGGCCUUAGAUAUAUAAAAAAUCUAUUCUUGAAUAAAUCUUAAGAACUGAUGAAAAGAAUGUGUAGUCUAUACCAGAUGGGUUCAAAAGUCCAAGACCAAGAUCUUUACAUAUCCUGUGAAGCGUCAAUGUUGCUCUAGGGGGCUUGCACACUUUUGCUUCACUAUGAUCAAGGACUGAGUCCAUCAAAAGAUUAAAGUCUCUUGCCAAUAUUAUAUCAUGAGGGUGCCAGCAGCUUGCAACAUCCCUUCAAGGUCUAUACAAAAGCACUGAUCAUCAGUCUUAGGCACGUAAAUAUUAGCCAAAACCAACCUUUGCCCCUGAAUUUCUGCUAAAACUAUAAUGGCUCUUCCUAAUUUAUCUUUAAUCUGUUUGAGACAUUUGAAUUUUAGAUGUUUACUUAUCAAUGUAAUGACUCCCCUGCUCUUACUUUAGCCAGCACUAAAGAAAAUAUGUCCACCCCAUAUCUUCCCAAAAUGUUCAGCUUCCUUUGAGGAAAGAUAAGUUUCUUGAAGAAACACUAUUUCAUAUUUCUUACGCUUAAGAAAAGAAAUAACUGUCCUUCUUUUUAUGGGGUGCCCCAACCUAUUCACAUUCUACACGGAGAAAGAUAACCCACUCGUAUUAACAUUUGACAUUUUUAUAUAACACAAAUAAAUUGUGCAUCAAUAACAAGAUUAUAAAGACCACAUUUCAACAUCAGUGUAAUAAUCAAAUCCUGAUCUACCACCGACCUAACAAACAGAAAAAAAAAAGGUGUGCAUUAACCCCGCGCAAAAGGUCCAAGUAUGCCUAUGAGAUCCCCGUGACAAUUUUUCCAUCAGAUUGCUCAAGUCUGGUGCUUCUGCACAACUUUUGUGAGGCAAAUAACAUUACAGAAAAUACUUUGUAAAACAAACCUCAGCAAAUAGGUAGAAUUAAAAACAAGAAUGUGUAGAUUAAUUUACAGAACUGUCUCGAAGGUGUGUUCCUCCACAAAACAAAUUCCAGCACAAAAAUAAAUAAAUAAAUAAAUAUAUAUAUAUAUAUAUAUACACACACACACACACAUACUUACACAUAUACAUACAUAUACACACAUGUACAUAAAAUAAUAAAAAACGAAUAUAUAUAAAGCCGUUCAGAUUCCUCGGACAGUCAAAUGAGUGUUCAGUGAGCCGGCUGUUAAUGAGUGCAUCAGAUGACAUAAUACUUGCAAUAUCCUGCAAAACAUACUCCACAAAACAAAUUCCAGCCAACAGGAGGCAUAAGCCCAAAGAACGAGCAGAUUCAUCCACAAAUGUCUCGAAGCAGUGUUAUUCCACAAAACAAACUCCAGCCGCUAGACCGAGCCAGCACAAAAAGAAACAAAACAGUUUCCUCAGAUGGUCAAUUGUGUAUUGAGUGAGUCAAAUUCACUCAGAGGCCACAUAAAAAACACACCACAACUUCCUCAGUCCGUCAACUUUAUAAAAUACAUUGCUUAUUGUGGACAUCUAGAUAUUUUGCGGCCAUCCUUGGUAUCAUUCUCAAUCUGGUCAGGAACUUCAGUGUAAAAGUCAUCUUCCGUUGAUAUAAGAAUUUCUUAAAGUAGUGUUAUUACACAAAACAAACUCCGGAACAAAUACAAACAGAAACAAAAAAUGCCGCCCAGCUUCCUCAGACUGCCAAGAGUAAGUACAGCGAAUCAUUCCACUCUGGAGCCACGUAAGAAACACCAAAUAGCUUACUCACCCAAUGUUUUCCCAAGGACAGUGCUUGCUUGGGACAUGUAUGUAAAUACUUUGUGGCCAUCCUUAGUAUCUGUUCUCAAUUUGGUCGGAAACAUCAGAGCAAAAGCGAUCUUCCGUUGAUGAAAGAGUUUCUUGCAUUCCUUGAAUCGAUCACGUUUCUCUCUUGUCGAAUUCGCAAAGACCGGGAAAAAAAAAGAGUAUUCUUCCAAGAAAGCUUUCCUUUGCUCCUUGGCUUGCAUAACACAAGAUCUUUAUCGGAUGAUCUGAGAAAUUUGGCCAGAUUUGAUAGGGGCCUGUCUCCCUCAGCGGAUCUCCGGGCCGGGACUCUGUGAGCUCGCUCCAUUUCCAGCUUGUGGCCUUUUAUGCCGAGCAGACUCGGGCAGAGCUCAUCUAGGAAUAUCGCCAUAACUCUGCCCUCCUCAUGCUCAGGAAUUCCAACAAUUUGCACGUUAUUCCUCCUACCGUGGUUCUCAAUGUCUUCCAGCUUUUCAAAAACAUGUUGUAAAUCUGCCUUGGUUGCCAACGGAUUAGCAGCCAAUUCCCUCUCUGAUGACUCGAUCCGUCUCUCGGCAUCCCUGAUUCUUGUAACUAACUCAGUUAUUUUUUUCGACGUAUUACAACAAGAUCCUCCAAGUCUGCAAGAACUUUUGUCAGCAUCACAAACAUGCUCGUCAGUUGAUGCUAAAUUUGUCCUGCCGCACCAUCCGAACCGAGUCCCUGGUCUGAGGGACUAUCUAAGUUAUCAGCUUGAGCAUCAUAAGAUACUACAGCGAGAAAACACCGAGCUGAAGAGGAGACUUCAAGCUCAUGGAGAAAUAUAUUUCUUACAGAACAUUGAUGGAGUCCACGUUUAUGAAAACGAAUCCGAUGUUGAUAAGGUUUCUAAUUCAGGACAGUCCACAUCACAAGUGAGAUUCUUCUCAGAUGAUGACCAGGUUCCUUUGCAGAGGAAUUUCUGAGUAGAAACAGAUAAAAAAAAAAAUAAACGACCAUGGCUCCUGAAACACUACCAACAUCCCCAGCAGAUGUGACAUUACAAACCUUCAAACACUUCAUUCCACUUUAAAGAUUUUAGAUUCUCAUAAUCUCAUAAUAUAUAUAUAUUUUGAGAUUAUGAGAAUUGUUUUAUAUAUAUAUUCACAAAUAAACCUUUGUUUGAACUUUA